UGUUUGCAGAACUGCAACUAUAAAAUUAACAUUUUCUGCCUGGUGAACACGCUGGUGAGGAAAAUCGAGAAGCUCAAAGCAGAAACGCUGGCCAAGCUAAGAUGAAUGACUUAGAAGACAGUGAUAGAGAAGUUUCGAAAAAUCACUCGAAGCUUAUCGAAGCUGUAGAACAGCUUGAUAAAAAACAAAGAGUGAAUAAAGCAGAAAGGAACGAACCUACUUUAGAGGUAUCGGAAUACCAUCUUGUAAAAAGUGGAAUAACUAACAAAGAUGCUGUACAUGUUGGAGACCUGCUGAAAUCACUGAAGCAGAAAGGAUUUCAGAGUCAAAUUUCAAAAAAAGUUCGAUCUGUUCAGAAGAAAAGCAAACAUCUUUCAAAGCCAUUGCCUGCGCCACUUGCUAAAAAAUUAGGAAGGCAGCUACACUUUGACCAUGUCAAGAAAGAUUUGCACAAAUGGGACGCUGUAGUCGCCAGAAACAGGACAGCGACACAUUUAUCCUUUCCAUUGGCCACCUUUAAAAAAAAAGGAAAAAAUAAACCCAUCCCACACUUCCUAGAUGGCCUCAGAUUAAAGUCUGAAUUGCAACGCAAGUUGGAAGCGUUAGAAGAAGAAGUAGAAUCCACGGUAGAGAAACUUGCACCUGAAGAGAAGGAUGAAGUAAAAGAUAAACCUGAGUUGACGUUGGAGGAAAUGAAGUUGAAAAGACAUGAAGCCGCCAGACUCAGAGCACAGCAGUCGUAUCAAGAGGCGAAGGCGCAUCGUGAGCGCAAGAUUAAAAGCAAGAAGUUUCACCGUAUCGAACGGAAGAAGAAAAUCAAGCAGCAGUUGAAGGAGUUCGAAGAGUUGCAGAAAACUAAUCCAGAAGAAGCCUUAGCGAAGCUGCAACAACUGGACAGGACUCGUGCUGAGGAGCGAAUGUCGCUGAGGCACAAGAGCACGGGUCAGUGGGCCAAGAAUAAGCAAAUCAGAGCCAGAUAUGACAAGGAAACUCGACAGGUGCUUGCCGAACAAUUGUCUAUUGGUAGAGAAUUGACGCAGAAAGUUAGGCCAGCCGAUGAUAGUGGCGAAGAUGAUGAGAACGAUGAGAAUGAGGCACCGUUAGUGCUUUUAAGUAGUGAUAAGGAUAACCCAUGGAUGAACUCUGUGAAAAAGGAAUCCGAGAUCGAUGAGUUUAUUAAGAGUUACCGGAAGUACCAUGAUAAGAAGAAGAAGAAAGCUGAGGAAGAAAUUGUCGCGGAGGUUGAGCCCAAGCCAGCUGCCAACAAACGUAAAUUAGAUGAUAAAUCAGAGAAACAGAUUUCUGAUAAGCCAAAUAAAGCGGAUGAUACGAUUACUUCUGUUGUUACUUCUACAAGCCAAAAGACUAGUGAAUCUAUCCAAAAUAAAAGGGUAAAGAAAAAAAUGGACAGCAGCUGUAUCGUAUCUUCGAAUGAGACAGGAUCGAGAAAGAAAAAGGUGAAGUUAUUCGACAAGAAGACCGAAGCCAAAACGAGGAAUAAGUGCGCCGUAGGAGCUACCUCUACAUGGCAUGUCGAAGAAUUGCAGCGUAAUGAGGAAACCGACUUUAAGGCGAAGAAAGAUACAAGGCAGUCUAAGACAUCUAAGAAAUAUGAAGUAAACGUAGACGACAUGUUCGAUUCCGUGGAAGAAAAUAUAAAACAGAAAGUCGACUUGAAGCUGCAAAGGAUAAAAAAGAAACUCGAGGAGGGGAACAAAGUGAAUAGACACGAGAAGGAGCAAGAUAAGGGGAACAAAGAUUACACGCCAAAUCUUGAAUUCAAAAAUUCUAAGCAGAAACCCGAGUUGGAUGUUCCGUUGGAGGAAACCACUUCCAAGGAAAAUCCACAGCAUGAUUUAACGGACUUGAAGGCAAUAAUGAACUCUGAGCGAGAAACCGCGGACAAAUCGAAUAAUUAUACCGCGGAAAUCGAUCCGCAGAAAUAUUUGAGUAUAAAGCCGAAACAUCUGAAGACACAGAUGCCAGAUUUGGAUGUAGAUGGGGAGAAUAUACUGGACAACGAUGAACUGGAAGAAGAGACUCACAAGAUAAUGAGUGAGGCAUUCGCAGACGACGAUGUUGUGGAAGAAUUUAGGAGAGAGAAGGAGGAAGAGAUAAAGAAUUCGCAGCCGCAGAACAUCGACUUGAGCUUGCCCGGGUGGGGUUCCUGGGCGGGAACAAACAUCAAGGAGGGGAAGGGGAAGCGUAAGAACAAAAGAUUUAUAACGAAAUUUCCCAAGGACACGCCGCGUAAGGACGAGAAUAAAGGCGAUGUGAUCAUCUUCGAGAGUGAGAACAAGAAGCUGAAAGAGCAUCUCAUCAGCGAACUGCCGUAUCCGUUCACUACCGUCGGGGACUUCGAGGCGAGCAUGAGAGCUCCUCUGGGUAGGACCUUCGUGCCGGAGAACGCUCACAGACGGUUGAUUCAGCCAUCGGUGGUCACCAAAUCCGGUCAAGUGAUUGAACCCAUGACCGAGGACAUGCUGGUGCAAAAACAACCCGCGGUGAAACGACGUAUCGAUAAACAGAAGAAAAAUAGCAUGAAGAACGAAAAGAAGAAACGGGAAUAAGAAAAACUAUAUGAUGUAAAAUGCAAUACGUACCUUGUACUGGACUGUGAGAAUUAAUUAUUUUACAUUGAUUA
Messenger RNA from Dinoponera quadriceps, 2644 nucleotides. RefSeq names its product U3 small nucleolar RNA-associated protein 14 homolog A. Gene Ontology annotation, biological process: rRNA processing. Bases 102 to 2570 code for a protein of 822 amino acids. The transcript is spliced from 8 exons. Gene Ontology annotation, cellular component: small-subunit processome; nucleolus. NCBI's taxonomy places the organism in Eukaryota, Metazoa, Arthropoda, Insecta, Hymenoptera, Formicidae. The record is from RefSeq and is a predicted model, not a curated record.